AUGAAAUUUACAGGUCGACCUAUUCGAAUCGCAGGGGCCUCGGGCUCUGCCUCUGAUCGACGCCAUGCCAUUGCUGAAUUCGCACGACACUAUGAAACUGAUCCCGUUGAUGUUAUUAUCGCUGAUUUCAUGAGCGAGUUUAACAUGGGUUCUAAUGCUGGUCGUCGUGUGGAUCAAGGUCAGAAUGGAAUGCCGGCAUAUGAUUUGUCGUUUCUUGAGGCUGUUGAGCCUGCUUUGAAUGACUUGGCUAAACAUGGUAUCAAAUUGGCCGUGAAUGCUGGUGUUUGUGAUACAAAGGGACUUUACGAUGUUGUUUUGAAGAUGGCUCGAUCGAAAGGACUUGAUUUAAAGGUUGCCUACGUUACUGGUGAUGAAGUCUUACCUGCUGUUCAGAAAGCACUAUCAGGUGGUCAAUCUGAGUUUCGGAAUAUUUACACUGAUGGAAAGUUAGCUGAUUGGGAUUUUGAGCCCAUUUACGCCCAGUGCUACCUUGGUGGCCUGGGAAUCGCGGCUGCUUUCACUGAGGGAGCUGAUAUCGUUCUCUGUGGUCGCGUUUCCGAUGCAUCUCCUGUUAUCGGUGCUGCUUAUUGGUAUCAUGGCUGGCAACGUGAUGAGCUCGACAAGCUAGCCAAUGCCUUUGUGGCAGGGCAUCUGAUUGAAUGCAGCAACUACGUCUGCGGUGGGAAUUUCACUGGUUUCAAGUCUUUGGAGCAUGGUGGAGAUGGGUGGACGAAUAUCGGAUAUCCCAUUGCUGAGAUCUCUGCUGAGGGAGAUGUGAUAAUCACCAAGCAGUCAUACUCAACUGGUGGGGCUGUCACCGUCGACACCUGCACUUCUCAACUGCUGUAUGAGAUCCAGGGCCCUUGGUACUACAACUCAGAUGUGACCGCCAUUAUCGACGGCAUCCACUUUGAGCAGCGAGGCAUCAAUCGAGUAGCCCUGUUAGGUGUCAGAUCUGGUCCUCCACCUCCUACCACGAAGGUUGGCAUCACUGCCCGUGGUGGCUUUCAAGCGGAGGCAUGGUGGUACCUGACUGGACUUGACAUCGAAGCCAAAGCACAGAUGUUUGAAGCUCAGAUCCGACGGCUCGUCGCUCCUCAUGCGGAUAAAUUCACCACCUUAAAAUUUGACCUACUUGGAUCAAGUUUACCUGAUGCGUCAAGUCAAAACCGUGCUACUGUUCCGCUUCGUGUUGUGGCACAGGCAAGGCAUGCAGAUGACCUCGGACCCAAGAAAUUCGCCAGACCUCUCUCAGAUAAUAUUAUGCAAGGAUACCCGGGCGCUACAUUCCAACUAGACAUGCGACAAGCGUUUCCUCGAGCAUUAUUUGAGUACUAUGCAGUUACGCAAACUGAUAAGCCUAUUGAUUUGAUGAACGAUUUUGGUCCAACUGACCGCGGACCAUUAGGCUGGAUUGUACAUGGUCGCUCGGGAGACAAAGGCUCCGAUGCAAAUUGUGGCCUCUGGGUUCGGCAUCGGGAUGAAUACCUAUGGUUGCGGAGUCUUUUGUCGAUCGAGAAAGCUCGCGAUCUGCUAGGUGAUGAAGCCCAUCGCUCACCACCGUUGGCUAUUGAACGGUUUGAGCUGCCAGGGCUUCAGGCGGUGCACUUUCUCUUCCGUAAUUUGUUGGAUCGUGGGGUGGGAGUCACGAGCACAGUCGAUUGUUUAGGAAAGAACGUGGCGGAGUAUAUUCGGUCACGGCAUGUUGACCUUCCCACACGUUUCCUCAAUCGUGGGAAGUUGUAG
This is a messenger RNA of Penicillium malachiteum, 1746 nucleotides long. RefSeq names its product acyclic terpene utilization AtuA family protein. Bases 1 to 1746 code for a protein of 581 amino acids. Lineage: Eukaryota; Fungi; Ascomycota; Eurotiomycetes; Eurotiales; Aspergillaceae. The record is from RefSeq and is a predicted model, not a curated record. The transcript has 4 exons.